Molecule: messenger RNA, 1521 nt
Organism: Fomitiporia mediterranea MF3/22
Lineage: Eukaryota; Fungi; Basidiomycota; Agaricomycetes; Hymenochaetales; Hymenochaetaceae
Exons: 9
Coding region: 1-1521 (506 amino acids)
Source: RefSeq, a predicted model, not a curated record
AUGCAUGCAGGAGACAAAUUGAACGGACUCGUGCUUGUUCAAUUACCCGUCGCAGCUUACAUCUUUGUAGCCAAUGAUGUCGGACUGAAGAGGAAGCCUUAUGCGGCGUGUAGGUCUGGUUUCUCAAUCCGCGCGAUCAUGCCCCAGGCGAAGCGCUCUGCAAUGAGGCUGGGCACUGGCUUCGUCUUGAGUCUAUCUGUUCUCUUGGCUCGCUCACAGUCAACUCAUACAGUUUCCGUAGGCCAGUUCUACGAGCCUCCUUUGAUCUCUGCUUUACAAGGGGAUGUCGUCCAAUUCCUCUUCACUGCAGGUCAUCAUGGCGUUACUCAGGCUUCAGGUGUCGCCAAUCCCUGCUCUCAACUCACCGGAGGGUUCAACAGUGGAAUUAUUGGAGGUUUCGUAGCAAAUGCCACGAACCAACCUCCGACUUGGAGCUUGACUAUUACCAAUGCUUCUGCUCCGAUCUUUUUCUACUGCGCGGCAACUCUUCCGUCCUUCCACUGUGCCAAUGGGAUGCUGUCAUCCCCAUUUUUAAGUGCUAUUAAUGCCGAGCCGGAUGUAUAUACGUCCUAUUCUUUAGCGGCAAAAAGCGUAACCGGAACUCCAGUACAAACCUCGAGUGUCGUGAUUUCCGGGGUCGGAGCCGUAGCGACUGCUACUCCGUUCACGCCGACUCCGACUGGACUUCCGGCAACGUCGACGACGUUGUCUUCUGGCAUUCCUUCAUCCACGUCAGAAUCUAGCUCUCCACUCCCCUCAGAGACUUCUGCCACAUCGAGUAAAUCAUCCAGUAAAGGUGCCGCUAUUGGCGGAGGCGUUGGAGGCGCUGCAGCCGUCGUGAUCAUCGCCCUCUUGGGCGUUUGCUUGUACCGAGCGAAGCGCCAGCGUACUACCGGUUCAAAUCCACCAUUCUCACCUGAAGCGAGGGAGAAGUUCAAUAUUCAUAGUCCGCCGAUGACCCCUCCAGGGCUUCCUAUGAAUAAUUCAUAUCAAAGGGAUCCGUUUUCAAGCCCGGUACUGGCAGCAUCUCUUCGUCACAAUCGAAGUGUCGGUUCUGUUGGAUUGUCGAACAUGGAGGGUGGCCCUAUGCCGGUUGGAGGGAACUACGGUCACCAACGUAUGGUGAGCGAGCAAAAUGACAACGCGCACUUCCGUGCUACGACGUACACUCAAGGGUCGUCAUUGUCUGGAUCUCUUUCUGAACCUCCUUCUGGUGGUCAUCCUGGUCGAGAAUUUGGCCAGAGAAGUGCGGAUUCUGCCAAUACGACAUUCCAGCCUCAGCCUCAAUACUCACCAGGCGUCCAAGGUAACUACGUAAACGCCCACGAACUCGCAAAAGAAGUAGCAACAAUCCUCGGCCCUCACUUGCGCAACGCCAACACACCACCACCACCGAUUUCUCCUCCACCUCAACAUCGUCGUGCCUUACCGAAUCCUCACGGUUUGCCGGCUCAUGACGACGAACAGCCGCCAACAUCGCCAGCUCCGCCCAAGUACGAUUCUUAUGACGGUCAUCAGUGA